AUGGGCAGUAGUGUUCCACGAGGAAGAGCGCUCACAGCCACCGACCACGUCAGGUGUUGAGCCGAGUCCAGAGACUGAGCAAAUGAUGAGCAAUCCAGAAGAUCAAACUUCGAUGAUCAUAAUGAACAAUUACUUUGGUAUUGGUAUCGAUGCAGACGUAUGUCUGCAAUUCCAUAAUAAGCGUGACGCCAAUCCGGAGAAGUUCAGCUCGAGACUCUUCAAUAAAACGCAAUACGUGAAAAUUGGUCUGCAAAAGGCGUUCUUUGAAAGAACCUGUAAAGAUCUUUGGAAACGUAUUGAGCUC
Anisakis simplex (herring worm) is the source of this 304-nucleotide messenger RNA. The record is from the annotation of a GenBank genome assembly. NCBI's taxonomy places the organism in Eukaryota, Metazoa, Nematoda, Chromadorea, Rhabditida, Anisakidae.